Molecule: messenger RNA, 2966 nt
Organism: Blepharisma stoltei
Lineage: Eukaryota; Ciliophora; Heterotrichea; Heterotrichida; Blepharismidae
Source: the annotation of a GenBank genome assembly
AUGAGCACCAUAAGAUGCUGUGAGUCAAAGUGCGAACGUGAAGUUGAAUUUUCAUGCAACUGCACUUCACCAGCCACUUAUUUUUGCAAAGAACACGCAGUGAGCCAUUGCGGAUCUACCGACAAUCCUCAUAAUAUCAGCUCUUUUUUUGAAGAACCUGUUGAAAGCACAAAAGAAGCAAUCCUUGGCUUUCUUGCUGAAGAAAAGUCAAAAAUUGAUAAAAUGAGGGCAAAUAUAGUUUCUUCCUUUACUCAAACUCUUUUUAGUUAUGAAAAUGUUCUUGAACAAGCUUUAAAAGAAAUCGACUCUGAUUCUACAAAAAUUGGCAGCUAUGUAGAAAAAAUCUGGCAUGCCCAAAAAACAUCGAGAAUAGAAAAAGAUCAAGUUUUAAAUUUGCUAGCCUUGCAGCCAAGUAAAGCUGCUGAAGAAGUGAAAGAAAUUUUUACAGUUAUAUCAACUAAUAAAAUCGAGUUAUUCUGUGAAAUAGGAAGACAAAUUGACAGAGUUAUACAAAGCUUUCACGAAGAAAAGUCCAAAGUUUUUAUUCCAGAUGAAAUGCGUUUUAAAAUGAAAGACAUUCAUAUGAACUUUGAGAGUACAGUGAAGAAUUUACAGCCAGCAUUAAAUAAGUAUAAAGAAGGCAAUCUAAAAGAUGCACCUACAAACAUACGAGAUUUCAUAUAUAAUAAAAUGAAAAACGAGUUUCCAAUAAAGCAUUGCAACCCAAACUGUGCAGAUUGCUUUUCAAAUAAGGGAGAUGCUCUAUAUGAGUUAGGCAGAUCUGAAGAAGCUAUAGAAUGCUAUAAAGAAGCGAUCAGAGUUGAUCCAAAUACUACAUCUGCAUACAAUCAAAUAGGAAAUAUCUUCUUACUCCCCCCACUGAGCUAACACAAAAAAAUCUUGUUCGCUCACGGUAAUUUUUUUUUAAAAAUUUUUUUUUUCAAAUUAAAAAAAAUCCUUAUUCGCAAAAAUUGGAAAGUAAAUAUUUAUUUAAUUUGUAAAAUUUAUACUUAAAAACGUAAUUUGUUUAAAAUUAAACAGAAUUAGCUAGAGAUUUCAUUAUACUAAUUAUCACUAAUAUAUCAGAUUGUUUUUUCCAUAAAAAAUUUUUGUUCGCUCGCGGAGGGUAUUUUUUUGGGCAAAAAUAGGGAUUUUUCUAAUGGUUUUGUUCCCUCACCGGGGAGUUAAAUGAAAAGAGAUAUGAAGAAGUGGUAGAGCAUUAUAACGAUGCAAUUAGUAUCAAUCCAAACAAUGCAAGUUACUAUUCAAAUAAAGGGCAUGCUCUUAGAGAGUUAGGCAGAGGAGAAGAAGCUAUGAAAUGCUAUAAAAAAGCUAUCAGAGUUGAUCCAAAUUAUCCUGAUGCAUGAAAUGGUAUAGGAGUUAUCUUCUAUAAUGAAAAGAGCUAUGAAAAAGCACUGAAACAUUGCAACGAUGCAAUUAAAAUUAACCCAAACUGCGGAGAUUAUUAUUAUAAUAAAGGAAAUGCUCUUAGAGAGUUAGGCAGAAGAGAAGAAGCUAUUGAAUGCUAUAAAAAAGCUAUCAAAAUUGAUCCAACUCAUGCUGAUGCAUACAAUAGCAUAGGAAUAAUCUCCUAUAAUGAAAAGAGAUAUGAAGAAGCAGUACAACAGUUUUGCGAUGCAAUUUGAAACAACUCACACUGUGCAAAUUAUUAUUAUAAUAAAGGAAAUGCUCUUACUUCCCUAUGAUCAGUGAGCGAACAAAUCAUCAGAAAUUUCUAUUUUUUGCCUAAAACCCUUCUGUGUGCGAAGAAAAUUGUUUAAUAUAAAAAAUUGCUUAUAAAAAAAUUUGAUAUAUAAGCGAUAAUUAGCCUAUGGAAAUCUAUUGCUAAUUCUUUUUAAUUUUAAUAGCUUGCAUUUUAAAACAUAAACUUUACAUAUUAAAUAAAUAUUUAACUUCAAAAUUUUUGUGAAUUGGAGUUUUUUUAAAUUUCAAUAUAAUUUAUAUAGAAUGUUUUAACAAAAAAUUAACCCCUCUGAGAGCAAACAAAAUUGUUUUAUUUCGCUUACGAAGGAGGGUUAGAGGGUUAGACAAAAGAGAUCAAGCCAUGGAAAGCUAUGAAAAAACUAUCGAAAUUGAUCCUAAUCAUGAUAAGGCAUACAAUAGCAUAGGAGCUAUCUUAUCUAAUGAAAAGAGGUAUGAUGAAGCGGUAAUAUAUUACAACGAUGCAAUUAGAAUUAAUCCAAACUGUGCAGAUUAUUAUUCAAAUAAAGGAUAUGCUAUAUAUGAGUUAGGCUGAAGAAAAGAUGCUAUUGAAUGCUAUAAAGAAGCUAUCAGAGUUGAUCAAGAUUAUGCAGAUGCAUACAAUGGCAUAGGAGUCAUCUUUUUUAAUGAAAAAAGCUAUGGAGAAGCACUAAAAUAUUACAACGAUGCAAUUAGAAUCUUUUCUGAUUAAGUUUAUAACGUUUAACGUCCACUACGGGGUAGCUGUUUCCAGAGCUGCCACCAUAUUUGUCCACGUGCCGUGCCCAUGACAUCUGGAUCGAUCCACUUUGUUGUGCCAGGGCACGGGCAAAUACAGCAUUCCGGCUUCGACGGGCUGCGUUGCCUUGCUAUCCUUGACUCAGCUCCCAGCAUAUUCCGCCUAAGGGUCACCUUCCUCAGGUGUGCUAAGAGGUAAAACUUCGAGCCUCUUGAUGUACUUGGAGUGCCUCGGCUUAUCUGCCAGAGAUAAACUGCUAUUGCUGCACAGAAGUUCUCAGAAGAAAAUCUAACCGCAUAAAUAAAAUUUGCUUGAGGGAGAGGAAAUAAUUAGCGGGGCUAAUUUCGCUCGAAUCGAGUGCCAUUUUAUUUAUCAUGCAAUUAGAAUCAAUCCAAACAAUGCAAAUUAUUAUUUAAAUAAAGGAAAUGCUCUAGCUAAGUUAGACAGAAAAAUAGAAGCUAUGGAAUGCGGUAGAAUAGCUAAAAGAAUAGACCCAAAGUGCGAUGUGAAUUGCAUUUUAUUUUAG